Molecule: messenger RNA, 309 nt
Organism: Eruca vesicaria subsp. sativa (arugula)
Lineage: Eukaryota; Viridiplantae; Streptophyta; Magnoliopsida; Brassicales; Brassicaceae
Source: the annotation of a GenBank genome assembly
AUGUCUGUUAUUGUCUCUGGGAUGAGCCCCUCUGUCAACAAUGAAUCAAGUACUAGACCUUACAUAGGCUUCAUCAAGCCAGAUCAGGCAAUGUGGUACCGUGCCUGCAAAAUCCGUAACAAGAAAGUGACUGAAGCAAUGGACACUGUCUGGUUUUCUGCAUUCAACGCUGAAGCAGAGAAGAUGAUUGGAUGCACAGCUGAUGAACUCAACAUGCUAAAGUCAAAGGAAGGUGAAGUGAAUGAGUUUCAGACAAAAAUGAAAGAAGCUAGGUGGUCGUCUCAUCUCUUCUGUGUUAGUGUUUCUUAA